Molecule: messenger RNA, 2154 nt
Organism: Effrenium voratum
Lineage: Eukaryota; Dinophyceae; Suessiales; Symbiodiniaceae
Source: the annotation of a GenBank genome assembly
UGACAUCCCAGUCGGCAGCCAAGUUCCCCAUCGCAACGGGCCGAGCGAGUGCUGUUUGCCAUGCCGCUGCCUGGCAAGUUGCACAGCCUGCGCAGCCCGUUGAGUGCACAGACGGAGGAUCUGCUCCAAGAAUGCAUGAACGAAGGCUGGGAGCAGCAGAAGUGGGCCAUGAACAGCUCGGAUUCUUCCUCUGGAUUGAGUGACAGCUCCUCAGAGGACAACAUUCCUGUCAGCCCCCACUCGCCCAACGUGAUCUCGCCCCAGAACCCCAACAGCUCGCCGGAGACGUUGAGCCUUACCCGAGUCAACUCGGUGGAACUGCAGCGUGCGCUGGACAGCUUCACGGCUUUUAGGGCCUCGCUGGUGGGCAACCAUCAGCAGACUCUGCAGAUGCUGGACAAGGAGUUGGAGAAGAUGAAGAUGAACAUCGCCAAGCCGCCUUCAAAGCAAUCUGCUGGCAGCGCCAAGCCCGCUGUUCAGCCGGUGAAGCUUCCCGGCGUGCUUGGCUUGAACCAAGGCGAGCGCCCCGUCGAGCGCAAGACCCUGCCAAACAUGAACCUGCAGCAGCCCAUGAUGCACUUUCAGUCCAUUGACAAGCAGCGCAAACGGCGCAUGUCCUGGAUCACCAAGACCGCCACUGUGGGAGAUUUUGGCUUGCACGACAGCAAGGUCCACCCGGCGCCUUCCUUGCCAAAGGAGCCCGAGGUCGAGCAGCUGAACGACUUGCCCGCUGCAGUGGCGCAUAUCACCAAGGAUCAGAGGGCGCAGGCCAAGAGGGAUGCCGAGAAGUCCACGGAAGCGGGGAUGCUCUCGAACUUCAAUGCGGAUCUGGCCAAGAAUGCGGUGCGCCAGAGGGCAGCAGAGGAGCUCGAGCAGGUGCCUGAUCUCAUGAAGACUGAAGGGCGCCUGGCAGCCUUUGCAAAGCACCCUUGGUUCGAGAGAACUACCAUGAGCGUGAUAUUUUUGAACGCCAUAUGGAUAUCAAUCGACAUUGAGUUUAACAAAGCGGACAUCAUCAGCGAAGCAGAUGCUGGAUUUGUCCUGGUGGAAAACCUCUUCUGCACAUACUUUACCCUUGAACUGCUCAUCAGAUAUUGCCUGUACAAGAAGACCUCCAGUGCGUUCAAGGACGCAUGGUUCCUUUUUGACCUUAUGCUGGUGACCCUCAUGAUCUUUGAGACCUGGGCUAUGGCCAUUGUGUACACGGUGACGGGUGGGGGGGGUGCCGGGGUGGCGGGCGGCGCCUCGGUGCUCCGCGUGGCGCGCAUCAUGCGGGUGUUGCGGACGGCGCGCAUGGCGCGACUGGUGCGCCUGAUGCCAGAGCUGAUGAUCCUCAUCAAAGGCAUGAUGGUCGCAUGCCGGUCUGUAUUCUUUACCCUGGUGCUGCUGCUUCUUAUCACCUACGUCUUCAGCGUGGCCUUCAUGCAGUUCAGCCGCGGCACGGCGCUGGAGCAGAGCUUCUUCAGCGACAUGGGCACGGCGGUGAUGUCCCUGAUCUUGAAUUGUAUUUUGGCAGACCAGGAGGCAUUCUUCCAGUCUGUGGCGAAGGAGAGCUGGUUCAUGGCGUGCAUGGUCCUGAUCUUUAUUCUUUUCGGCUCCCUCACGGUGAUGAACAUGCUAUUGGGCGUGCUAGUUGAGGCCAUCAAGACGGUGUCGACCAUAGAGCGGGAGCAGCUGGAGGUGGACUUUGCGAAGAAGGCGUUGUGGGAGCUGAUCAACAAAGGAGAUGCCGACGAGGACGGGGACAACCGCAUCUCGGAGCAGGAGUUCAUGAACGUCCUGCAGAAGCCACAGGCGGUGACUGCGCUGACCAGCCUCGGCGUGGACGUGGAAGCGGCCCUGGACUAUGGCAAGUUGCUCUUCGAGGAUGGUGAGCCACUGACCUUCGGGGACUUCAUGAAGGGCAUCUUGACGCUGCGGGGCUCCAAUCAGACCACCGUCAAGGAUAUCAUCGACCUGCGGAAGUUCACAGCAGACGAGUUCUCGCAGAUGCACGACAUCCUCAAAGAGAUUUGCAAUUUCUUGGUGGGCCAAGGAUUUAAGCCUCCUCCGCCCUCUGGGAGCCGGUUCUCGCUUUCGUCGCAGCAGUCACGGGGCUCUUACUCAGAGCGGAGUACGCGCAGUGGGCAGAGAAUCGUGAGCCAGCUUGCAUGA